AUGUCCACUACACAAUGUACUAGGCUUUUAGCCAGAAACAUGCCUCAAGUCAGCCGAGGACGCCAACUACAAAGUCCUCGUGUCACUCUUGUUGGCACUCCAUCCCCAAGCCGCAACCCUACUAUUGACUCCGAACGUUUACCAUAUCGACUUUACGAACUCUCACUAAAGAAGAUCCGACAAGAGGCCCACGCGCGUGAACCGGAUCUGCGCCAUGUCAUUGCCGGCCUCGCCAUGCAAAAAGUAGUUUCCACUGCUGUGCAUGAUGAUCUCCUACACCGGGUUGAUAUGAUCGAAACCGCAAAAGUACCUCCAAGACAACCCAUCUUCCCCGGCGCCGAUGAGCCUUGGGAACAUGAAGAAAUCACAUCAAAUGAAGCAUCAAAUCCCAAUGCCUGGGAUAUGGAAUCUCUUGAUCAAGCGCUUUCGGAGAUGGAACGCGCUAGCAGGAAAGGGAAUAUUGCAAAAAGUGUUUGUUUUCAAUUAAUCAGUGAGAUGUAG
Messenger RNA from Penicillium griseofulvum, 501 nucleotides. RefSeq lists its product as uncharacterized. The record is from RefSeq and is a predicted model, not a curated record. Lineage: Eukaryota; Fungi; Ascomycota; Eurotiomycetes; Eurotiales; Aspergillaceae. The transcript has a single exon. Bases 1 to 501 code for a protein of 166 amino acids.